Messenger RNA from Aspergillus aculeatinus CBS 121060, 1674 nucleotides. Its product is annotated as aromatic alcohol reductase. The record is from RefSeq and is a predicted model, not a curated record. Bases 242 to 1375 code for a protein of 377 amino acids. Gene Ontology annotation, molecular function: oxidoreductase activity, acting on the aldehyde or oxo group of donors, NAD or NADP as acceptor; NAD binding. Lineage: Eukaryota; Fungi; Ascomycota; Eurotiomycetes; Eurotiales; Aspergillaceae. The transcript has 3 exons.
UCCAUUCCGCUGGGAAAACGUCAACGCUUCGCUUGAAAUACAUAAGCAAGGAACCAAACUGGGAAUCUCUUCCAGGUUCCUUUUCCCUUCCUCAUAAACCUGCCUUCCCUCCAUCUCCUAACUAGCCGUACAACCAUCCCUAUACUAUCUCGGACACUACUACUACCAUUAUCACCAGUACCACAUCUCCCCCGUCGACCUCCAAAUUUCCCUAGAUUAAUCGCCACUCGCCUUAUUCACCAUGUCUCGAACUAAGGUCCUGCUCGUCGGAGCAGCUGGUGAAACUGGUGGUUCCAUUGCGAAUGGAUUGCUCGAACAGCCUAACUUCGAAGUCCAUGCUCUUGUUCGCCCUCGCUCGGCCCAGAAGCCUGCCAUCGUCGCCCUGCAAGAACGGGGUGUUCAGAUUCGCAAGGGUGAUCUCAAGGGUCCCGAGGAGUCGCUCGCCGACGUCCUCACCGGAAUCGAUGUCGUCAUCAGUUGUGUCGGCCCUUCAGAACAACAGGAUCAGAUCCCUCUCGCCAAAGCUGCGAAGAAUGCCGGUGUACAGCGAUUUGUUCCCUGCGGUUUCAUCACAGUAGCCCCGCCUGGCGGUAUCAUGUGGCUGAGAGACGAGGUAUGCUGGCUGGCUCAUCCGAAUCUUACCUUCUCGAUUAACCCUUCCACACAGAAAGAGACGGUCUACAACCACAUCAAGCAGCUCCGACUACCCUACACUAUCAUCGAUGUCGGCUGGUGGUACCAGUUCUCUUACCCCCGCCUCGAGUCUGGUCGCAUCGAUUAUGCCAUGACUUCAGCUAACAACGAGAUCGUUGCUGACGGAAACUCGCCCAUUGCUUUGACGGAUUUGCGGGAUAUCGGUCGCUAUGUUGCCAAGAUCAUUACCGAUGACCGGACACUGAACAAAAUGGUAUUGGCGUACAACGAGGUCAAGACUCAGAACGAGAUCUACGAUCUUUUGGAGGAGAUUAGUGAGGAGAAGAUUCAAAGGAACUAUAUUCCCGAAGAGACCAUCUACACCCGAGUGCUCGCAGCCCGCCAAUCUAGCGAAACCUAUCCGUUCGACCCCAUCAAGUUCAUUCCUAGAUAUCUCGCCGAGUAUCAACUAUCUUGGGGUCUACGGGGCGACAACACGCCGGAAUAUGCCAAAUACUUGGGUUAUGUGACUUCCAAGGAACUGUACCCCGACUUCACGCCUACCGACUUCAGGGAGUACCUGGAAACCGUCGUAAGGGGUGCCGCCAAGGGUGUGUAUACCGACCGCACCAUUUCCAAGGCUCAGCAACGCUUCUUCCCUCGAUCGGAAUCUAGCGACUCUCUCUACACUCGGAUCUUCCCUCGUACUGAAUCGAGCGAUUCUCUGUACAUGUCUCGAUGAACGACGACCUCGGUCCCUUGUUAGGAAGAAACACGAGUCGGCGCUAGAUGCGCCUCCACCUUCGUGCUGCUUCGAUUAUGAUCGUGUGUACGGUGUCACUUGAAAUAGUGGAUACCACAGCAUACAAUGGCAGCCCUCCCUCCCUUGUUGUUUCUCUUUGCUUUUACCUUCUCAUGGGUCUUCUUUUGUUCCCGGGGGUUUCUAGACAGGCGUUCGUGUACCUAUUGAUGGCUUAUGACUGUCUCGAGUGGAUGAGUAUGAUUACGUCACCACCACGUUUAUAUACCAAUGUACUUCGG